AUGGACUCAUUCACAACAUACCCCAUCCCAGACGGUGUCGAUGCUAUUCCUCAUGAUGAGCUAGAUCUCCGAUCUGACGCGGAAGUGGAUUAUGAGCUUCUUAAUCCCAAGCCGAUAACAGACGAGAAGAACCUGUGGUUCUUUUGGAAUAGCGGAUUCCAGAAAAUGCACGGCUACCAUCAACGCACUGUACGAAACUGGCACAGGCGAUUCUCCAGAAAAGGCUGGGUUGUGCGCCUCUUAGAUGUUGAACCGGGCUCCUCUUUGAACGUGGCAAACUAUCUCGACGUACAAGAUCCAGAAGUAUUUCCAAAGGCCUUCGCAGAGGGCACCAUCGGCGGCCGCCAUGUGAACCAGCACAUUUCAGAUCUUGUGAGAUUUCCUCUACUGUUAAGAUACGGCGGCGUCUACGCAGACGUCGGUUUAGUUCAAAUCGGAGAUCUCGACAGCGUAUGGAACGAAACAGUCGGAAACCCAGGCUCUCCAUUUGAGAUUUUGACAUAUAAUACGGGUAGCGCCCAGGAUCGCAGCAUGACAAACUACUUCCUGGCUUCGAGACGAAACAAUCCCUUCUUUCGCAGGUGCCACAAGCUUUUACUCACACUAUGGGCGGGAAAGACAAGCACUGAGGGGAUGCACACAAGCCCUCUACUAAAAGGACUCCCCCUUAUGGACACCGGACUUUCGAUGGAGGAGGAUGGCAUCACGUAUGGACGUGAAGAAACUGCAAAGAUGUUGACAGACUACAUCAUCCAGGGACAUGUCGUCACCAUGGUCAUGGGCCUCAUUGAUGUGGAAGAUGGCUGGGAUGGCCCCAAAUACGUCGCAAAGCACGUUUACGCAUACGAUUACAUGAUUGGAUCCCAGCAUAUCAACGAACUUACCGCAUGGAAUGGCCCGAAACAAUUCGAACUCAUGUCUUUACAGAUACCAAAGGAUGGUGAAGAAGAAAGCGAAGAUCAAAGUCUUGCACGCAAGAUUGUCGAGGAUUGCCUUACUAAAAGCUUUGGCAUGAAACUGGCAACAGGAAUGAUCAUUAGAGUCAUGGGAGACACUUUGAGCUCUCUUUGGAGGAAACACGAUGGUAGCGACAACGUUCCUGGCACAUACGCGCAUUGGCUGAGACAUGGUACUCUAUACUGGCAUCCUAAAAAUCACCCGGCAAAAACGGACCUCGCCGAGAUGCCAGCAUUCAAGAUUGGCCCACUACUACGAGAAGGAGAGGUUGGCCCUGGGGCUUGUGCGGCAACAAGUGGAGGUCGCGUACCAAACUAA
Messenger RNA from Trichoderma atroviride IMI 206040, 1275 nucleotides. RefSeq lists its product as uncharacterized. NCBI's taxonomy places the organism in Eukaryota, Fungi, Ascomycota, Sordariomycetes, Hypocreales, Hypocreaceae. The record is from RefSeq and is a predicted model, not a curated record.